Messenger RNA from Cyprinodon tularosa, 2763 nucleotides. Its product is annotated as transmembrane protein 229A. NCBI's taxonomy places the organism in Eukaryota, Metazoa, Chordata, Actinopteri, Cyprinodontiformes, Cyprinodontidae. The transcript has a single exon. The record is from RefSeq and is a predicted model, not a curated record. The coding region runs from base 125 to 1183 and encodes 352 amino acids.
UCUAAAUGCACCAUCCGUUCGCUGCUGCACCUUUCACUUCAUUUUGCAGCCACAGCGGAAAAUAAAUAAUGAAAAACAAUGUCAAGGAUAAGGACAGCAGUGUCUCCAGAGUAAGGGACUGAUCAUGGCCUCUCGGUGGAGAGAAGCUCCUCGCUGCCGCUCCGAGGAGCCUGCAGUCAGCCUGGAAGCAGCUGAGGCGCCCCGGCGACAGGAACCGUCUGAAGACACCGGGGAGCCGCUGCAGGAGCUUCCCAAAUGGAUGCGGCUCUACCUCUACGGCAUGCACGGAGUGACUCUGGAUGUGCUGUUCUCCUCUCUGCAGGGGAUUUUAACCAGUCGGGACUUUAAGCUGGUGGGCUUCUCGUCUCCGUAUCUGUGCGUCAUGCACGCGCUGACCCACUUUGCGCUUGAGAAGAUCUACUCCCAGAAGAAGAGCUUCCAAGGUCGGCCUGUGGUGUUCCACCUGGUCUUCUAUCCAUCUGUCUUCAUCGGGCUGCAGCUCCUCAUAGGGAACAUCAGCACUCUGACCGAGCAGGUGCGAGUGGUGUCAGGGACGCAGCUGGUGGUCCACUACAUCCUGGCUCUGUAUUUCUCCCAGGUGUUUCAUAAAGGUCUGUCCAACCUGCAUUACAGACCCUCCUCCAGCUGCGCGGAUCUCUGCAGGAGCCUCGGUGGUCCGGGUGCGCCUCCUUCGCGCGCCCUCCCUGGGUUCGUGCGCUUCUUGUUUUUUGGCAUGCAUGGUUUUUUGGACGAGGUUCUCUUCACGUCUCUGUUCAACCUGGUGGAGAAAACCGACGGGACCCUGGGGGGCCACACGUCCCUGUGGUCUUUCCUGAUGUACGGAAGCUGCAGCUUUGUGGUGGAGAAGCUCUACUUCCACCUGCACUUCGGCCGAGGAUGGGGGACCUGGCGGCGCCUGCCAAUCUAUGUCUGCUUCAUCUACACCUGGGAGUUCUGCUGUGGGCUGCUCCUCAGGCAGUUUGACGCCUGCUCCUGGGAUUACUCCCACUACCCGCACAAUUUCAUGGGACUCAUUACUAUCCUGUACCUGCCAGGCUGGGUGAUCCUGAGUUUGUACCAGGACGUGUUGACCAACGUGCUGUUGAGAAUAAGGUGCACCAAAGAUCUAGACUGUGAGAGUGGAGGAAAUGGAGAGGUCAAUGGGCAAGCUAAGAAAAAAUGAUUUAAUCUGACCCCUCACAUAUAUGCCUCACUAUUGAAAUGAAUUAUGAUAAUUCAGGUUCAUCUCAGCAACUUGGAAUAUCAUCAAAAAGUUUAUAUAUAUAUAUAUCUCUUCCUAAUUAAAAGAAUUAGAUUGAUUACCAGAAGGAUAAUCUUAAACCUGAAAUGUUGGGAAUCAUGACCUUGUCUUACAAAUACAAAAAUUUGUAAGACAAUGAAACCACUUGUUUUUUUGUUUUUGUUUUUUUGCAAAUUUACCCUAAAUAAUAAGGAAUUACAACAUUUAUAGACCUACAGCUAAACUCAGAGUCAUGAUAUUCUAGUAAAAACUCCAACAUGGGCUAAAAUCAUCAUUUACUUCAUGGCGAUGAAGUAAACAUAACUGGUCUUUAUCGUGGAAAGUUAAGUGGAAGGAUAAAAGUGUGGUAAAAAAUGCCAAAAGUAAGCCUUAAACAUUGUUUACCAGUCUGGCCGUUUAGUUUUUGCUUCAACUGAGCAAAUUAAUGGAAAGUUGAGUGAAAUGAAAAAGUGUGCAGAAACUUGCCAUUAUAAAUGCAGCUUGUUAUACAGUAAUUAAUGAGGAUCAUAAUUAAUGUUCUUGGAAGUGUUUACUUCUAUUCAUUUGGAUUCAAAUUCCUUUCGGCCAAUGAAAAAUCUUAAUUUCUUCUGAAAAUUUGAACAUUACAUAAACAGAAAAAAAAAAAAAAACUGGGAGCCAUCCCCAUUAUGUGCAGGUCAACGUUUUUUCCAAUCUGACAGACACCAAGUAAAGAAUUACAGGAAACUGUUGCAGAAACCUUCAGUUUAAAGAAUUUUGUAUGUAAGCGAUUCAAUGGGAAGUUCGUUGGAAGGAAAACAUGUUGAGAAAGGUAGCUGUUAAUACUACCUUGGCCUCCCUUAUUUAUCUAAAAAAUUUUAGAAAUAUUUCUGAUCUUGUUUUAAAACUGAUCAUCUUCACUCAGAACCCUAUGACAGCUAUAGCCAGUGGCAUUUUGACAGUAAUUUCUCCUUCCACUCAACUUUCCUUUCAUAUUCUUCAAAACAGAACAAAGUAUAGCAAGUUUCUUUACUAAUGAUUACCUUAAAAGUCUUUAUUUGUCUUCAUAUUCUAAUGAACCAAAGCUCAUUAUCUUUAAGCCAUAAUUAUCAACAUUAAACCUGAAAGGUCUUAAUUUAUGUAUAAUAAAUGUAUGCUAACUACACACUGUCACUUUAAUUGAAUGACUGAAAUCAUUAAACUUUUAAAGAUAUUGUAAUUUAUUGAGAUGAACCCAUUUAUUAUAUUGAACAGCUUCUAAUGUUCGCUUUAUGAUGUCCAUGAAGACCCUUGACUGUUUCAUACCCACCCAUGAACUUACUGCCAUUGUAUUAGAAAAGGGAUUGUAAUACUAGAAUAUUUUAUAGCGCCAUACUUCUAUAACUGUUUGGAUGCCUAAAGUUUUGUGGAAAACUAAAUUUGGGAUUCCUCAUACAUGUAAUGUAAUUUAGAGCAAUUCUGUUUUUCUGGAGUAAAUGAUUCAGUUUUUGAAUAAGCUGAAACUUGAAAAGUAACAUGGAAGUUUUAUUAUGUUUUAUAAUCAA